AUGACUCGGUUAAUUGCGGUGGACUUCGAGAAAAGAGGAUUCAUUGUCUACUUGACUGUCCUUGAUGACAAGGACUACAAAUACAUCCAAUCAAACCAGAUCACCGAUGAUAUCAAUUACGUGAACUUGAUGGAAGAAUCGUACGAGGCGCAACUAGGAAAGUUCAGGAAAGUGCUAGAUGUUGGCGUUGUUCCAUUCCCCGGAGCGGAGGCCCAUCGCCUUCGACUCUCAGCGGUUGUUUUCGCCCCCACCCUAUAUUUUCCACUUGGUCCUCUUGAAAACACACCUGAUUCAACUUGGCAAAGACUGCUUUUCCGGCUAACCGUUACUACCAGGCUUUUAUCGCUGGGUCUUUUGGAUAUUGUGCGUGAACAAAAGAGUAGCAUAAUCGCCAUUGUGCCCAGCAUCGUCAGCUCUCUCCGGAUGCCAUAUCACGGUCCAGAGUCGGUUCUACAAAACAGCAUGAAAGAUGUGUUUAGCACACUCUCCAAAGAACUAAGGCCUCAGAAUAUCAAUGUCACGCAGGUCCGUUUGGGGAACCUCAAUCUAGCUCCUUCCAAGGCUGCUAGAGCUGAAAGCGUUCCUCUGAUUGUGGAGGCGGAGGUCCGCUCCUGGAGUGAAGAGAUGCGCAGUGCCUAUGGGUCCGACUUUCAAAAAUCCCAAGCUAGCCUGAGACCUAUGGGCAGCUCAUUCAAGAACAAGGGCCUCCGUGAAUUGUAUCACACGCUAUACGACUUGAUCUUUUAUAACGGUCGUGCACCGUCUGUGGUUUAUUGUGGAACAGGUGCUCGUGCUUACGACAGACUUGCGUCCUUCUUGCCUUACUCAAUGAGUGAGAUGAUCUUUUAA
Molecule: messenger RNA, 849 nt
Organism: Candidozyma pseudohaemuli
Lineage: Eukaryota; Fungi; Ascomycota; Pichiomycetes; Serinales; Metschnikowiaceae
Exons: 1
Coding region: 1-849 (282 amino acids)
Source: RefSeq, a predicted model, not a curated record